GACAUGCAAAAUGUACUGCACGUACACUGUACAUGGACCUGACCGCCCUCGCUAGACAGCGAUGCGCAACAAGGGCGGGCGUGGCCCACACGCACUCACACACACAUCCAUGACCGCCCCCCGGUCCGUUUUAGCUGCAGCCCAAGGCAUCCAUCCACCACCACCCUGCCCGGCCGCCCGCCUACCUUCCCUUACCCUGCCCCAAAAGUGGAAAACAUAUAUAUCGCCCAAUCCACCCUCCACCGUCAUGCUUCUUUUCCACCAUCGACCAGCUUCACACUCUUCACCACCCGGCUUCCACUCUUCGACUACUCCAAGUCGACUGCACUGUGCUACAUCACAGGCCAACCCGCGCUGCACCAUUUCACCCACACUCGUCAUUACAAUCAACUCGUCCCUACCUUCCAGGCUCAAAUCAGAGAAAUCAUCUCCUCACAACGGCAAUAUGCCUUCCUUCUCUCGUCACUCCACCAUGCCCACCGUCAUACACACCAAGGCGCCUUCCAUCUCCAAGAAGGAUCGCUCGGUGGGCUUCCACGAGGACCCCGUGACCCAUGUCUCAAGACCUGUCACUCACCAGGAAUCAUGGGCCGCAUACGACUUUGAGCUCCACGCUCAGAAGUGUGCCUACUGCCGCGAUCCCUACGAGGUCCACCGCAACAAGCAGCACCUCUGCGAGCGUGGCCACUCUCUCGCUCAGGACGUCGCCGCCAUUCUCUACAACCACAAGGACGGCGAGACCUACUCCACGGCCGAGGAAGACAACAAGCUUGUCCGCGUCGAGAUCCCCUCUGCCUAUGUUCAAGUCCGCGGCCUGUUGAAGGCUAUUGAGCGUUCCCUCCGCCAUCGGUCACGAACUCCAUUCGUGAGCAUGGACAAGACGUACUUCAUCCCGGCUCGCCAACCCACCCGCGCUCGAUCCGUCAAGAUCGAGCAGUCACCAAAGUCACGACCUCGAUCUGGUGAGAUUGUCGACUGGCCUGGCGAGGAAGUACGCUUGGAGAAGUCCAUCUCUGUUCCUCACUCCAAGUCCAAGCGCGGCUCCCUCUACGACCAAGACCUGGCCAAUCAACGACGAAACGCCUCGCGCUACAAUGUUGAGGUCCGAGAGCCAUCCCGUCGCGACUUCCUCGAGAACCGCCUCUCCGGUUACUACAGAUGA
Periconia digitata is the source of this 1162-nucleotide messenger RNA. The record is from the annotation of a GenBank genome assembly. Lineage: Eukaryota; Fungi; Ascomycota; Dothideomycetes; Pleosporales; Periconiaceae.